AUGGCCGAGUUAGCGCUUCACAAUUCAAUCCGCGAGAAGAUGCUUCGCGAUGAGGUAGCAUACACUCUCUCUGUUAAGCUGGUCCGCAGUGUCGAGCUUCCAAUGAUGGCAAAGAUAGCGGGAUUUGAUGGAAUCUUGAUUGACAUGGAGCAUUCGACGUUUGACUUGGACACAACAAGUCAAAUAUGCAUAGCAGCCCUUUACGCCGGCAUAUCUCCUAUUGUGCGCGUCCCAUCUAAAGACCCAUUUUUUGUCUCCCGCGUACUAGAUGGCGGCGCGAUGGGUGUCAUAGUCCCGCAUAUCCGCUCGGUGCAAGAUGCCAAAGACGUAGUCGCCGCAGCCAAAUUCCAGCCUCUUGGCCAUCGCUCAUCCACUAACAACAUGCCACAAUUCCAAUACCGUCACCUGUCUGCCAAGGCCAUGAGCCCUGUAUGCAACCGUGAAACACUCGUCAUUCCCAUGGUGGAAACCAUCGAAGCAGUCGAUUGUGUCGAGGAGUUGGCGGCCGUCGAAGGAGUGGAUAGCCUGCUGAUUGGCACCAACGAUAUGUGUGCUGAACUCGGUAUCCCCGGGGAAUACGAAAACCCGCGGCUGACCGAAGUUUACGAGAAAACAAUUGCGGCCUGCCAAAAGCACGGAAAAUGGGUUGGUGUGGGAGGCCUGCAUUCUCGUUUGGAUUUGGUUGAGAAGUUUUGUGCAAUGGGCGCUCGAUGGGUCAUGGCAGCCACGGAUGGACCAUUGCUGCUUGGUGGUGCAACCAAGAGGGCGGGUGAGAUGGCCCAAUUAAGCGCACGUAAUGGGACACAUGAGACCAAGACGACCAACGGCACCAUUGAUGAGUUGAAGCAAAAGGCUAGCGUGGCUAUGGAAGAUCUGAAGACAAAUGGUCAUGCAAACGGAGUCGUAAGCUCAUGA
Molecule: messenger RNA, 915 nt
Organism: Exserohilum turcica Et28A
Lineage: Eukaryota; Fungi; Ascomycota; Dothideomycetes; Pleosporales; Pleosporaceae
Exons: 3
Coding region: 1-915 (304 amino acids)
Cellular component (GO): cytoplasm
Molecular function (GO): aldehyde-lyase activity
Source: RefSeq, a predicted model, not a curated record